Cordyceps militaris CM01 is the source of this 2418-nucleotide messenger RNA. RefSeq names its product RING-9 protein. Bases 1 to 2418 code for a protein of 805 amino acids. Lineage: Eukaryota; Fungi; Ascomycota; Sordariomycetes; Hypocreales; Cordycipitaceae. The record is from RefSeq and is a predicted model, not a curated record. The transcript is spliced from 2 exons. Gene Ontology annotation, molecular function: zinc ion binding.
AUGCGAACCACGCGAAUCGUCAUCCUCGCCAUCUUCUUUACCGCCUCCCUCUUUGUCCUCUUCCGAGCCAUCUUUACCGCCGCUACCCGAACACCAAACGUCAUUCGCCCGAAGCCGGGAAAUUCUCGAAAGUCCAUCCUAGGACUCGUAUACUACAACCCGCCAUUCUCCCUCUUCCAGCCCAAUGCCGCAAUCAGCUUGACAGAUGACAACAGCACGUCGUUUGCUGCACGACCUGCUGCCUUUGGUCCCCAGCUGGCACAACAUGGCCUGAGCGGACAGCUUUGGGUCGGCAGUGGAUUUGCUGAGGAUAGUCUGGAAUCCCAUGGAGAGCUCGGCUGCACCGACAUUCCUGGCUGGGAAGGUGGCGCCAGUCCCCAGGCAAUGCUCAAGUCCUCCAUCAAAUCAGUCGUAUCGCAUCACUCACCUGCCAAAGGUGAACCCGGUAGAAGCAAAAAGGGCGCCAAAAGUACCUCGAAAGAAGUAGACUUAGACCGCGAGACGCCCAAAACGCCGCGCACCAUCGAUGACGGCACCGACAACUAUCUUCAUGAGGCGGUUCGCAACUCCCUUGCCAGGCGAGACACUUCAGCAUCAACACACGCAGAUAUCCAGUCUAUGCAAGAGUCCGCAGAAAUCGAGGGGAAAGUGGUUCUGUUAAUGCGCGGAGGCUGCGGAUUCUUGGAAAAAGUUAUGUGGGCACAACGUCGAGGCGCCGUUGCCGUUAUUGUAGGCGACAAUCAACGAGGAGGGCCGCUGGUGAACAUGUUUGCCAGAGGUGAGGAUGCAGAGAAUGUCACUAUUCCAUCCGUGUUCACUGCGCGAACCACGGCACAGCUCCUCUCGUCUCUCACGCAGCCUGGCAGCUUCAUUGAGGACAGCAUCGACGAGGGCGGAAAUCCAGUACUGAAGGUUCAGAAGGGUGUGAAGUCCCCUACCAAGAACAAUUCAGAAAAACCGAAACCGAUCCAAAGCAAAAGUAAACCAGCCACAACGUCGAGCAGACAUUCUCGUCGCGCUACCCAAGAAUCCACCUCAGCGACCAAGGAUGACCGCGGCUGGCUCUCCCGUCUCCUCGGAACAAGCUCACGCCGUGCAAGCACCGAGUCUCCUGGACAUGGGAAGCUGGAGUGGGUAAUGGUUGAUGAAUGGGACACCGAAACCGACAAGAAGAUUUCGGACAACAUGAAGGGCACUAAAAAGCAACCGCACAAGCCAACCAAGGCGGUGGGAGAUGAGUUUCGCAUUGGCGUCCAAGACUGGCGCGACCCAGAUCUCGUGGAUAAGUCUCACUCAAAUGAAAAGGCUCAUAGCACUCCCUCGGAUUUCAGAAAAGCAGAUAUCAAAUCCGCGAGCAAGCUUUCCGGCAAGGACGCAUCAUCACAUGCCGAUCUUGAUGCUUCAGAAAAGUCUGGCAAGAGCCGUGGCCUCCUGAAAAAGAUAUUUGGAGAGGAGGAUUCUGCCGACGGCGACGAGGCGUUGACUACAGAAGAGGAUGAUGUCAAGAGUGACCCCGUGAAACUUGACGGACAAACCUCCGAACCUCAUCACGGCCUCUGGGUCACCAUCACACCAAAUAGCGGCACCAGUCCCUUCUUCGACACUUUGCUUGUCCUCGUCGUCAGUCCUCUCGUGACUCUCAGUGUCGUCUAUGCGCUGUUGAUCCUGCGAGCACGCAUCCGUCGCCGACGCUGGCGGGCCCCGAAAUCCGUCGUCGAGCGCCUACCAGUACGCACCUAUCACACUGUGGCCGCAACACCAAGCAUCUCGCCGCAGGCCACCUCUCCUAUAAAUUCGUCACCCACCACUCCUCUGCUCCAGCAUAGCCCAUCGAGGCCCAGACCUCGCUCCCGCACGACGACUGGUGUCCCCGAAAGUGACAACCUUACCGUUCCCAGUGCAUCCAUCCCCGUCGCCCCAAGCGGAUCGCGACACCGGGCUGGAAAUGAGCACGAAAAAGGAGCUAGCGGCUUCUCUGCCGAGUGGCGCAAGUACAUGGGACGACAGGUGGAGUGUGUUGUUUGCCUGGAAGAAUACGUUGACGGCGUCAGUCGCGUCAUGAGCCUGCCCUGCGGCCACGAGUUCCACGCCGAGUGCAUUACCCCCUGGCUGACAACCCGACGACGAACCUGCCCGAUCUGCAAAGGAGACGUUGUGCGCUCACUUGCCCAUUCAUCUCGAUCCAUGCCGCGAUAUGAGCCUUACCGUGAGGAUAGCGACGACGAUGCAGCUGCGUCUUCGAGCGUAGCAUCCGACGUCGAGCAUGGCAUCUCUCAACCAGCACCACGGAACGGUCAAAGUUCCUCACGUGGCGACGGAUGGUUUGGUGCACUCUCUCAAAGCUUGGGUAACGGCUGGCAGCGCGUGCCGUCAAGACCACCGUCUCCGGCCCCUCGCCGCGCCAAUUCGGACUUGUAG